Molecule: messenger RNA, 2574 nt
Organism: Hydra vulgaris (swiftwater hydra)
Lineage: Eukaryota; Metazoa; Cnidaria; Hydrozoa; Anthoathecata; Hydridae
Product: serine/threonine-protein kinase haspin homolog
Biological process (GO): mitotic cell cycle; protein phosphorylation; intracellular signal transduction
Cellular component (GO): nucleus; cytoplasm
Molecular function (GO): histone H3T3 kinase activity; ATP binding
Source: RefSeq, a predicted model, not a curated record
AUUAAAACAAAAAAUAACAUUUAUUUUUUAAAUUAAAAGUAAAUAAAAAUAAAUAAAAUAUAUAUAAAAUGAAAAAAAUCAAAACAUAUGGAAAAGUUAAGUCAAAGAAAUACAUUACAUCAAAUGACUGGGACUCACUUAAAGACAAAGCACAUAAACCUGAAAUCAUAGAUUUAACACGCAGCACGCCUGUGGUUCUUUCAAAUACGCCUCGAGUCAAUGAUAUUGUUGAUGACUUCAGUAAGUUAUCAAUGUUAUCAAAUUAUCAAUCAACUCCUUUAGUGCCUUACAAUGUAGAUGCUCCAUAUGAAGACUCGUGUUCUCCAUGUGAAGACUCGUGUUCUCCAUGUGAUUUAUGUUCUCCUUUGUUAUUUUCAACGUAUGAAGAAGCGGAUGAAACAAAAAAGUCAAAAGAAAAUAAAAAAAAUGCAAAAAGAUGUUUAAUUCAUACCAUAUUAAUUUCAAGUGAUUCUAUAAAAGAAGAUUUAGUUAAAGAAAAUUGCAUCAAAAAAGGUGCUUGUAAAGAAGAUGCGAUUUUGUGUUUAAGCUCCACCUUGAACAGUUCUGUAUCUUGUUUCCAACGAUCUGUAAGCUUUAUAAGUUCAAAAUCAAAGCCGAAAAUAAAGAAAGUUUUUUCUGCUGCUGUUUUGUCAUUAGAUCAUAAUAGUAGCGUUGUUCCACUUUCUCCUUAUGGUAAAUUUAAGAAUGCCUUGUCUUGCAAAGAAAAUGAUGAAGACAUGUUGUUAUCUAUAUGCGAACAGCAGUGUCUAAUUAACAUAGAAGAGUACAUUAAAAGCUCGCAAUUUCUUAGCAAGUUAGGAGAAGGAUCCUUUAGUGAUGUUUAUGAAAAGAUUGAUGAAAAUAAUUUUCGAACUGCGAUAAAGGUAAUUCCCUUUGGGAACAAAGAUUUUUCCCAAAUAUCGUUAGCAGAUGUUUUGCCAGAAAUAGAAAUAUCAAAAAAAUUGUCAGACCUUGAAAAAGAGGGUGUCAAAGAGUUUCUUAAAGUACACAAAGUCUUGUACUGCAAAGGAGGGUACCCAAGUAUCUUAAAAGAUUUGUGGGAGAAAUGGGAUAAAGAUCACAUGUCAGAAAACAACUAUCCAAAUUUUGGAGAUAAUCAAAAAUAUAUUAUUAUGGAAACAAAUUAUGGUGGUGUUGAUCUUGAACAUUUUUCUGUGACAACAUUUAAGCAAUCCCUAUUGAUUUUAAAAAAGAUCAUUACAGCUCUUUCUGCUGCUGAAAAAAAACUUAUGUUUGAACAUAGAGAUUUACAUUGGGGAAAUGUACUUAUUGACGAUUCCCAUGGCUUAUUGAAUGUUUCAAUCAUAGAUUUUACAUUGUCUAGGCUGUUAGCUGAUGACUGUGUAGUUUAUACAGAUUUGGGAAAGGAUACUUCACUUUUUGAAGGUGAUGGUGACAUACAGUUUGACGUUUACAGACAAAUGAAAGAACAUAUCGGGAAUGAUUGGAAGUCCUAUAAUCCAAUUACAAAUGUGUUUUGGAUUACGUAUUUAUGCAAAAAACUUGUUUCAAAACUAGAUCCUUCUCGGAGAGCAACUCUACAUAAGUUUAUUACUCGUUUAUCAUCAUAUUCAUCUUGUUCUGAAAUUCUAAAGAGUGAUAUGCUCAUGAGAAAAACCUAAUGUUUUAAAAGAAUAUGCGUGUGUGUGUGUUUGUGUGUGUGUGUCUGUGAAUGUAUAUAUAUAUAUAUAUAUAUAUAUAUAUAUAUAUAUAUAUAUAUAUAUAUAUAUAUAUAUAUAUAUAUAUAUAUAUAUAUAUAUAUAUAAACAGAAACUUUUAAACAGAAAUCGAUAUUUUUAUCCAUUAUUAGGACCAACAGUCUAUUAUUAUGUUGAAUAUUUAAAUAGAUGACAGAUUUUAGUAUUUGUUUUUGGGACAUUACAACAGUAAGUUCAUCUCAUGAAAUAAAUCAAUUGCCAGUGCGAACUCUACCCACUGCGUCACGGCUGCUGAAAAUCGCUCAAUGAUUUCAUUUUUAAAUAUAUUGCUUUCAUUAAUUGUUAUUUAAACACUAAUUAAGACUUCUAACAAAAAAAAAAUAUAUAGUUAGUUAAAUAAAAAUGGCUAAUAUUUUUUACGCGCGCCUUAAAUAUAUUUUUAACAUUGUUUUUUUAUUAUUACUAUUAUUAGAAAUUAAUAAAAAAGAUCUUUUUAUAUUUUAUUAAGUUCUUAUAAUAAACUAUAAUGCAUAACAACAUUUAAAUGUUAUGCUAUUAAAAACUGAUGCAAUACUGGAGUAUUCUUGUUCGGAGAUGGACGCAUGAUUUCUUUUAUGUUUAAUUCCAUUUUUUUUUUCAUCCAAUUCUUUUUUGCAACUUUAUUUAUUCAGAGGUCUUAAUUUAGACUAAUUUAACUUAAGAGAGCUUAACUUAGUCAGAGGUUAAUUUAAUUAGAAUCAGUCACUUAAUUUAGACGUGUGUGUAAUAACCUCCUUCAGCCAGUGACGCAUUGAUUAGGAAAAGCUUGGCAUCUAGGAGUGUUUCUGUCUACAAAUAAUGUAAUUAUUUAUUUUUUAUUGUUUUAUUUACCUAUUUAAUAAAAUUAUUACAAAUA